Messenger RNA from Salvelinus namaycush (lake trout), 602 nucleotides. Its product is annotated as BRCA1-associated ATM activator 1-like. The transcript is spliced from 4 exons. The annotation marks the transcript as partial. Lineage: Eukaryota; Metazoa; Chordata; Actinopteri; Salmoniformes; Salmonidae. Gene Ontology annotation, biological process: DNA damage response; cell population proliferation; positive regulation of protein phosphorylation. Gene Ontology annotation, cellular component: nucleus. The record is from RefSeq and is a predicted model, not a curated record.
UUCUUACUUUCCGUAGUGAGGGAAUCCAUGAACGCACGCUCCGGUAAAACGAAACACGGUUUCAGUCCCUCGACAUACUUUUCAGGCGAUUGCUAGCUAUCAAGCUCCAUGAAUUUGUCCCUUAAUUGCUUCUCAGAUAACUUCAACAUAUACCUAGACAUCUAUAAGCAGCAUGGACAGUGAGUGCCUGGUGUUGUUGCCUCGGGUGUGUGCUGUACUAGCGGACCCCAGACAGUCCCUACCAGAUGACACCAGCUUCGAGAAACUGCUGGACUGGUUCACUGGUCUCACCAAGGAGGACCAUGGCCUGGCCCUGUUGGAGUCCUGCCCCUGUCUGGUGGACUACAUAUCCACUGUGUGUCUGGAUAAAACUACAGAUCCCAGCAUGCUUUCCUUCAGCCUCAAGCUUUCUGGCCUGCUGGCGGCCAGCCAACACGGCUUCAACCUGCUGCAGGAUCGAUCCAUCCUGGGCGUGGCCUACGACAGCGCGCGCUGGCAGGUGGCUGGACUAUGGGAGGAUCCGAGCGUGCGGAUUGGCUGGAUCCAUGGCCUGAGUAGCAUGAUGCGCCACACACAGGCCUUCCACUUCCUGGAUCGGGCUG